AUGGAGGUUUUUGAAGAGAAGCUAAGAUUUUUGAGAGGUUUCCUCAACUUCACAUCCAAAUGGUGCAUUGAAAGUGAAAAGUUGAAAAAACUUUUAACUCGCAUUGGAACUAUGGCUGACAAUGCAGCACAUCUCUCUUACUGGUGCUUUGUUGAUGAAACAAAGGAGCAGAUGGCCAAUGAAGUGAAACUUAUUACUUCUUAUCUGUUGGAAAUGAUUAUACCUAUUGAUAUUGAAGUGAGGGAGAUUUAUCCCCAAGUUUUGAAGGCUUCUGAGUCAUCACUACCAGAAACUCCCACCAGGUAUGAGCUUAUUAUGGCUUUUUUUGGUGCUCUCAUGGCAAAUUUGAUGGAUCUGCACAAUGGCAAGGUUCGUGGGAUGUUUACUAGAUGGGAGUCAUGGCAAAUUCAGACCCUCUGCUGGGGCCUUAGGUUUCUGAAAGUAAUGAUAAAAGAUCUGUCAGACCAGUGUAUUGAGCAUAGCAAAUUGAAUAAUUUGUUGAUAUAUAUUGAAACUGAAGUCAGAAAGAUAGGACCAGGCACAAGGAAAAUGAAUGUUGAGGUUCUCAAUUUUCUGGUAGUAAUUAAGCUGAUUAAAACAGAUAUCUAUCUGAAGGACAUGGAGAGCUCUAAGACUAUUUUGACAGUUUCUCUGAAGGAAGAAACUUCAACACUGAGCAAAGAGCUAAAAUCCCUCAUAACUGAUGUAUUAGGUUUGGUGGAUUACUAUGCCAAUCUAGACAAGUUGAAUGAUUACCUGAGACAUAUUGAAGCUGUGGGAGACCAACUGCAAUCAGUGAGCUAUCUGUUCUGUAUGCAAAAUGUGAAUGAAGAUACAGACAGUAUGAUGCAUUUUGCUAUGUUAGAAUUUCUGGUCAAGAUCAGGACUAUCAAGGCAGAGGUCAAUUUGGUGAAGCUUCUAGACAAGAUAUCUGGUUCAGUGGUUCCAGUGAAGGACAAAAUUGAAACCCUUCAAGAAGAGCUAGAAUUCCUAGUAAAUCAUCUAGGUCAGUAUUCUGAGACUGAGAAAUUGAAUGAUCUGUUGAUAGGCAUUGAUGAUAUAGUCACUCAGACAGGAACUACAAUUGAUUCAUUCAACUUAAAUGAGAUCAACAAAGAGAUUGCUAGCAAAGUGAAUAUUGGGAUUUCUGGUUUGCUGGAAAAGAUAGAGCUACUCAAGAAAAACAGUCAACAGAUCUGUCACAGAUUUCCAGAUUUAAAAAGAACUUAUGUUCCCAGGACUGCUGAGCUAGGCUUUAUUGAUUAUCUGGUAGAAAAACUUAAGCAGUUCGACUGCAAAGGCAAUGUCAUUUCCCAAUUAAAGAAUCAAAUUGAGAGAGUGCAAGGGGAGCUAAUGUCAGUGAGAUACUUAAUAGGAGAAGUGGCACAGGAGAGUAAUGAGCAUGAAGACUUGAAGGAUCUUUUUUCACGUUCACUAUAUGUCGCAUAUGAGAUAGAAUAUGUGGUUGGCUUGAGCGUCAGUGGCAUUGGGGACACAUUUUUGUGUCAUAGGUUAUGUAAUGCCACAGAAGAGAUUAUACUUACUAAGACUAAGAUCAUGGAGAUCUAUGAAAAGAAGAACGAGACCUCAUCAAACAGUUUCAUGAUAACGGAUAAAAUUCAAGGUGCUUCAAAUGUUAUCAGUGGAAUAGUUGAUGAUGUAGUUGUAGGUUUCAAGGAUGUGGUGGAAACAAUUCUGGAGAAACUUGUUCAAGGAUCAUCUCAGCGGGAUGUAAUCUCUAUUGUUGGCAUGACUGGAAUUGGCAAGACAACUGUUGCUAGGAAGAUAUACAAUAUUUGUGUCAAUAAUGACUGCUACUUUGAUGUUUGUUCAUGGUGUCAUGUUUCUAUGACAUAUGUAAAGAAAGAGUUGCUGGUUGAUCUCUUGUGUCAGAUUGUUGAGCUCCCUGAUAAAAUUGAUCGCAUGCCUGAAGAUGCUUUAUCUAACAAACUGAAAAAAGGUUUAAGGGGGAAGCGGUACUUAAUCGUCAUUGAUGAUAUAUGGAGUACUGAGGAUUGGGAAGACUUGCAGAGACAUUUUCCAGAUGACAAUACUGGAAGUAGAAUUAUCAUAACUACCCAAAUCAAUGAAGUGGCUCAGAAUGCCAAGAGUAGUAGUGACCCUCUUUUUCUUCGUUUCCUAGAAGAUAAAGAGAGCUGGAUGUUGCUGCAGGAGAAGCUGCAAUACGAAGAAAGCCAUCAACCUGGCCUAGUAGAUAUUGGUAAGCAAAUUGCAAAGAAAUGUCAUGGUCUACCACUUUCAGUUGUUUUGGUAGCAGGUCUCCUUUCAAGGGUAGAGAAGACACCAGGUUGUUGGAGACAAGUUUCUGAAAGUUUUAGUGUUGUGGGAGGCACAACAGACCCGGCAAUAGAAUUGAGUUACAAGCAUUUACCUGAACAUCUUAAGCGAUGCUUUCUUUAUUUUGGGGUGUUUUCUGAAGAUAAAGAAAUUCCUGUUUCAAAGUUGACAAGGUUGUGGAUAGCUGAAGGAUUUGUACUUGAAAAGGAUAUGAAGAGUUCAGAGGAAGUAGCAGAAGAAUACUUGAUGGAUCUUAUUGGACGAAACUUAGUGAUAAAUUCCAAAAACACUUCUAGAGGAAGGGUCAAAGCAUGCCAUGUUCAUGAUGCAGUACGCAAUUUCUGCUUGCUAAAAUCUAAAGAAGAAGACUUUUUGCAACGGGUACAUGGAACUCAUUCUCCUCACAGUUUCCCUCAGAAGCCUGAGCAACACCGCAUUUCUGUCUGUUCUAAGCAAGUGGACUUUGCUAACUGGAGGCCAUCUGAUUUACCAGUUCGCUCUCUGUUGUUCAAAGCAGUUUAUUAUGUGUCUCCAUAUGACUCAUUUGAUAUUUCAUUUGUUUUAAGACAAUUCAAGCUUCUUCUGGUGCUGGAUCUGGGGUCCCUCAAUAUGGGCAGUUCUUUUCCUAGAGAAGUGCAGUUCUUGAUUCAUCUGAGGUACUUAGCAGUUCGGAUUGGUACUAAUAAUAUACCAUCAUUUAUAGACAAUCUCCGGAACCUUGAAACAUUCCUGGUGAAAGGGACAAGAGGGGAAAUAGCAUUACCAGAUACUCUAUGGAAUAUGGUAAGGUUGAGACAUCUGCAUGUUGAUAAUCGUGCUUCUUUUGCCUUGCUCAAGUACUCCUACCAGCUAGAGAACUUAAAAACAUUUUCUUCACCGAUUCUUGCUCAUGGAGAAGACUCAAUAAAGAUAAUAAGGAGAUUACCCAAUCUUCAAAAGCUGAGAUGCUGGUUUGUGGAGUCAUGGGAGGGUGAGUCAUGGGAGGAUGAUCCCAAGAGGUUUAAGGGGAAAUGCAACCAGUUUCCUGCCUUGGACUUUCUAGCUCAGCUUGAAUCACUGAAAGUGUUUUACUGUGGUCAUCAGGUGCUGCAUCCUUGUGAGUUCAACUUCCCAUCAAAUCUCAAGAAACUGACACUCUCAAAUUUUCGGUUACCAUGGAGUGAAAUUUCAAAAAUUGCAAAGUCACUGCCUAACCUUGAAGUCCUGUAUUUGAAGUUCAGAGCCUGCAAUGAUAAACGGUGGGAGGUAGGAUAUGGGGAAUUCCCUAAGCUCAAGAUUUUGAAAUUAGACAGACUCCAUAUUGAAAAGUGGGAGGCACCAGAGUAUGCCUUCCCCAGAUUACAGCAUCUUGUUCUGCAAAAAUGUAAGCACCUUGAAGAGAUCCCUGCAAGUAUGGAUUUCAUGGACACUCUACAGACCAUUGAUGUGCAUUGGUGCACCCAUUCUGCUGUUUUGGAAAAAUCAACUUGAUGAGCUAGGUAACGAUGGAUUCAAGGUUUCUAUCCAGCCUUUGGAUUGUGAUCCCAGAACAUCUCCUUUAGGAUUCUUGAACAUGCAGUUCAACUCUGAGUAACACUUCAGAUCAAGGAAACACCAUUCGGCUUUGCCAUUUCAAUUAACUUAAAACAAGAAGCUAUGAGCAUCAACACACUUAAAGCUUGGAAUUAGUCUUGGAGCAUUUUACUUGCCAGUCAAUCAGAAGAAAGAGAGAGAGCCAAAACAAAUGAACAUCGCCCCUACAUCAUAGCCUGACAGGAUAGUGGAAGGGUAAAUCAUGGUGACUCAGUGCUGGUGUCUAUAAGGAGCCCACCAUAUUGGUACUAGUAAUACUCACACUGCGGUUGUCAGUGUUCGAUCUUAUGUUCUUGCCUACUAUCUACCACUCAAGAACCAACUAAGAUGCCCGUGCGGACAUCGAAGAUCCUUGUUAGUGCACACUAUUCUGCAAUAGAGGGA
This is a messenger RNA of Ipomoea triloba (trilobed morning glory), 4254 nucleotides long. Its product is annotated as putative late blight resistance protein homolog R1A-3. NCBI's taxonomy places the organism in Eukaryota, Viridiplantae, Streptophyta, Magnoliopsida, Solanales, Convolvulaceae. Gene Ontology annotation, biological process: defense response to other organism. The record is from RefSeq and is a predicted model, not a curated record. The transcript is spliced from 3 exons. Bases 1 to 3768 code for a protein of 1255 amino acids. Gene Ontology annotation, molecular function: ADP binding; ATP hydrolysis activity.